Molecule: messenger RNA, 1030 nt
Organism: Telopea speciosissima
Lineage: Eukaryota; Viridiplantae; Streptophyta; Magnoliopsida; Proteales; Proteaceae
Exons: 6
Coding region: 397-714 (105 amino acids)
Molecular function (GO): protein binding
Source: RefSeq, a predicted model, not a curated record
GUUUUGGAGCACCGAUGUGGGCCAAGCAGGGAUCUCAUGGUGUUUCAGAGCGGUUUCAGGGUCUCGGAAGUGAUAACUUCUGAUCUAGGGUUUUAGAAUUCGAGCGAAGGUUAGGAGUAAUGAGGGAGUAAUAUAGCCUGGGAGUACUUUUCCUUGUUAGGGUUAUGAUUGGUGUCGUCUUAGUAAACUGAUGUCCAAUGAAUAAAUUUCAAUUCAAUGUAGUAUAAUUCAAUUUCUCUGUUGUUCUUAGUUUUCGGUUCAAAUUUUAGUGUCUUUUAUUGUAAUUCUGGUCUUCUGAUUCUUCGUUUUCAUUUUUACACAUUUGGGGAAAAUCAUCAUUAUCAAGCUCUCCUGGGGUUUAUCGGAUUCAUUUGUACCGUACAGAGAAAUCUCCAAAUGGCUAUGUAUAUCCGUAUUAAGCGUGAGAAGACAACCUACUUUCUGCAGUGCGAUCCAACUGAAACAAUUCUAGACAUUAAGCAGAAAUUGCAGACACUUAUUGAUCAACCGGUGAAUGAUCAACGUUUAAUCCUGGUGACAACAAAUGAAGUAUUGGAUGACUCAAAGACAUUGGCAGAUCAGAAGGUUGAAAAUGAUGCUGUAGUGGCCCUUACCUUGAAAAAAGAUGAUGAUGAUGAGUUUGAGGAUGUCAACAUUGUAAGGCCAGAUGAUUUCUACCAAUCCCGUGAGGCUGAAGGUGGUUCAAAUUGGUAAAUCAGAGUUUCAUCUGGAAUGGUGAUACCAUAACAGGGAUUUGUCAUAUCUGACUUUUGAUUGGAGAUCAUCAUCACAUGAUUGUGGGUGUAGAUCUGAUUCUGUUAUACCUUGUUUUUCUUCCACCCAUGAAAAUUUGUGACAGUUCAUACAUAAUGUUUGGAAAUACAACCCUCUUGUCAAAAUGUUGAUUUAGAGUUUUGCAAGUCUGAUGUUUUGCACCAAUAUCCCUUUUGAGUACCUUAUGGUUUAUCUGUCCUAGAAUGCUCUACAUGUCCUUUGUAUCUGAUCAAUAGUGCCAUCAGAAUUGUUGGGU